CUUGUGGCUUUGGUUGCAAAGAAAGACCAAUCUACUAUACAAGAGAACACAUCCCAAGCAACACAAGACAAGACAAGACAAGACAAGACAAAACAAUGCGCGCCCUCCCAUCUUCCUCAGAAUCAUCACACUGUGCAGCAGCAUUCCUCUUCCCUCAAUCACCAACCCCUUCAUGCUCCAACUCCAUAGCCAUAACCCACUCUUCCCUCUUCUUCUCACACCCUUUUCAUUACCAUUCCCUCUGCACCACCCCACCUUCAAACUUCAAACCUCUCUUGCACCGUGCUUCCAAAUCCAACCCCACCACCUCGGAAGUGGGAGUUGAAGAGUCAGCAACGUUGACUGAAGAUGGGGUAUGCAUAGAGGUGACGAAGCUGGAGAAGAACUCGCGCAGAAUCGAGUCCAGGAUUUCCAUUGAUGCUUCGCUUGAUGCGGUAUGGAGCAUCUUGACUGAUUAUGAGAGGUUGGCUGAUUUCAUUCCUGGCCUUGCUGUUAGUCAAUUGCUCCAAAAGGGUCACAAUUUUGCUCGUCUUUUGCAGAUUGGAGAGCAGAACUUGGCAUUUGGGAUAAAGUUUAAUGCUAAAGGAGUUGUAGAUUGUUAUGAGAAAGAGUUGGAGACUCUUCCUUCUGGAAUGAAGCGUGAUAUCGAAUUCAAGAUGAUUGAAGGAGACUUUCAACUCUUUGAAGGAAAAUGGUCUAUUUUGCAGCAGUUCAAUAGCAGAAGUUGUGAGGAGACUCAAGUACAAGAAGUUAAUACAACUCUCUCUUACAUUGUUGAUGUUAAGCCCAAGCUGUGGUUGCCUGUUCGUCUCAUAGAGGGUAGACUUUGCGACGAGAUAAAGAAGAACCUUGUAUCAGUCAGGGGUGAAGCUCAAAAAGCUACUGACAGAGAAGUUAUGUAAUUAAUGAUCCUACGAAGAUAUCGACUAGUUUUGCCUUGGUUGUCGAGACCUAACACAACCUCUCAUCCUUUACCUAGGCUUGGAACCGGCCAUGCAAGCAUAGGCGGAGUAUAGAAGUAUAGUUCACACAUCAGUUUUCACUUGGUAAAGCUGCAAGAUUGACCUUAUUCUGGUCCUAAAAUAUCUUUAUGUGUAAUUGUAAAACCAUUAGUUCAAAGAAAAUCAUGAAAAGGUCAUUUCAACCUUAAUUGAACAUUUUCUUUAUCUUUGGCUUUCGAUGUUUUGAAAUUUGUAAAGAGAAAUACUAUAACACUUACUUUUCACUCU
Molecule: messenger RNA, 1229 nt
Organism: Lotus japonicus
Lineage: Eukaryota; Viridiplantae; Streptophyta; Magnoliopsida; Fabales; Fabaceae
Exons: 3
Coding region: 96-902 (268 amino acids)
Source: RefSeq, a predicted model, not a curated record